AUUAAUUAAGAGACAGAACGAUUAGAUCCUUUUUUGUAGGAAGGAGAGACUAAUUGAAGGAUUAUGUCUUCCUUUCUAUCAUGCCAUCGACCUUCCACUCCAAUUUUUGCUUCUCUUUCUUCUGAUUUUCCUUUUCUAAUUACUCUCUUCCUUCAGGGCUUGGGAAGAAUUAGAGGCGAGCAAAAGGAGGAGAGCCAAAGGGGUAAAGAUUCUUAAACAAAAGCUUUUUUUCAUGUUGAAGUAAAUAGUUAUAAUUGGAAAGAAAGAAAAGCUAGGAGGCCGGUGAAAAUGGCGGACGACGAAUCAUCACCUUCACCUGAUCAAUCACCACCGUCAGGAUCAUCAUCAUCGUCAUCACCAGAUUCAUCACCACCACCACCACCACCAACUCCUUCAUCCUCCCCGCCACCGCCAGUGCCACCCUCAUCACCACCUCCGUCUCCUCCGGCGCCAACCGAAGACUCAUCUCCAUCUCCACCACCCCCGUCAGAGGAACCACCAUCGCCACCAACAGAGAAAUCACCAUCGCCGCCAUCGCCACCCACAGAGAAAUCACCAUCGCCGCCUCCUAAAAAAGAUAAUAAUAAUAGUGGUAAGGACAAUGACAAAAAACCUCCACCAAUUGAUCGUAACGGCGGUGGCGAGCCGCCUAAGGAUAUCCCGUCGCAACCUCGGCCGCCGAUAGAACAACUAGCUCCACCGGCACCGCUCGGUUCGUCGGCUGAAUCACCAUCCCCUUCCUUAACCGAUGGAGGCUCCGCUCCUAAAGGGCCGUCGAAAUCGAAUAAUGACGGUGGUAUCAUAACCGGAGUGGUGGUGGUUAGUGGCCUCUUGCUUUUUCUAAUGGCUGUUUGUGUAGUGUGCUUAAGAAAGAAGAAGAAAAAGAGUGAAGGUAUACCCUCUUAUGGUUGGGAUGGUGCUUCUAAAAAAUCUCAAGGUAACAAUCAAUAUUGGCAAUCAUCUCCUCAUGACCACCACGCAGUCAAGAUCCCACCACCUUCCGGCGGAGGCGGUUGGGGACAUCCAAAUGGUACAACUAGCGACGAAAGCGGACAUGGCCCAAAUGCGGCGGCGAUGGCGGCGUCAAUACCAACAUCUCCAAGUCUAACACUGGGUUUUAACAAGAGCACCUUCACCUACGGCGAGCUAGCGGCGGCGACGAACGGGUUCGAUAGGUCGAGGAUGUUAGGGCAAGGUGGUUUCGGAUACGUACACAAGGGUAUUUUACCUAACGGAAAAGAGAUCGCCGUUAAAAGCCUUAAAACUGGUAGUGGACAAGGAGAGAGAGAAUUUUCGGCGGAAGUUGAGAUUAUUAGUCGUGUUCAUCAUCGACAUCUUGUAUCCUUGGUGGGUUAUUGUAUUGCUGGUGGACAACGGAUGUUGGUCUAUGAGUUUGUUCCUAAUGACACUUUGGAAUUCCACCUCCAUAAAAAAGGUGAAUUGGAUUUUCCAACUAGGCUUCGCAUUGCACUUGGAUCGGCUAAAGGGCUUGGUUAUCUUCAUGAAGAUUGUCACCCAAGAAUCAUCCAUCGUGACAUCAAAGCUUCUAAUAUUUUGUUGGAUGAAAACUAUGAGGCCAUGGUUGCUGACUUUGGACUAGCUAAGCUUACCUCUGAUACAAACACCCACGUCUCUACUCGUGUGAUGGGAACUUUUGGAUAUUUGGCUCCAGAGUAUGCUUCAAGUGGCAAGCUAACAGAAAAGUCGGAUGUUUUCUCAUAUGGUGUCAUGUUGCUAGAAAUUAUAACUGGACGUCGACCAGUUGACCCUCACAUGAAGUACAUGGAAGAUAGCUUGGUUGAUUGGUCCAGGCCGCUCCUAACAAAAGCCUUGGAAACUGGGAACUACCAUGAGUUUGUUGAUCCACGUUUGGAGGGAAACUAUGACCCGAGUUUAAUGAAACGAAUGGUAGCUUGUGCUGCUGCAUCCAUUCGCCAUUCUGCUAAGAGGCGUCCUAAAAUGAGCCAGAUUGUUCGAGCAUUGGAAGGAGAUGUCUCACUUGAAGACCUAAAUAGUGAAGGUGGAAAGAUAGGGCAAAACUCAAUGUUAAGCUCAUCAGAGGGCUCAGAUUAUGAUUCUCGUGCAUAUAGUAAAGAUCUAAAGAGGUUCAGACAAAUGGCAUUGGCAACUCAAGAUUUUGCAAGCAGUGAAUAUGGAGCAACCACUAGCGAAUACGGGUUGAACCCGUCUAGUAGCUCAAGCGACAAUUCAAAAGAGAUGAAAAGCAAACAUAUACCCUAAAAAUGUUUUAACUAGACUAAUUAAUUUAUUGCAUGAAUUGGAUUAUGGUACACAUUCUAAUUGUUUUUUUAAUCAUAUAGAGAUUAAUCCA
Spinacia oleracea (spinach) is the source of this 2332-nucleotide messenger RNA. Its product is annotated as proline-rich receptor-like protein kinase PERK4. Lineage: Eukaryota; Viridiplantae; Streptophyta; Magnoliopsida; Caryophyllales; Amaranthaceae. Gene Ontology annotation, biological process: protein phosphorylation. The record is from RefSeq and is a predicted model, not a curated record. The transcript has 9 exons. Bases 289 to 2241 code for a protein of 650 amino acids. Gene Ontology annotation, molecular function: ATP binding; protein kinase activity.